This is a messenger RNA of Paramecium sonneborni, 391 nucleotides long. Lineage: Eukaryota; Ciliophora; Oligohymenophorea; Peniculida; Parameciidae. The record is from the annotation of a GenBank genome assembly.
UAUUAUUAUAAAGAUUAAUAGAAUCAAAGAUAAUUAGUUAAUUAAGCAUAGCUCCAAAUCGAUAAUGAUUACUAUACUUUAGAUUUAUUUGUAAAAUAUCUAAAAAGCAUAAGUGACUAGAAGUGUUAUUGUUUAAUUUAUUUCCUAAUAAAACCGAAAAUCUAGUAAAUGAAAUUAAAUUCAGUGAAAAAAAAAUGCUAAUAAGUACAUAAAACAUACCUCACUUUUAUUCAAAAAAUCAAUAUAAACCUAAUUAUAAUGGAAUUUCUUAAAAAUAAUGUAAAAUUUUUUUGUUAUUUAGAAUUUUAAUGAAAAAUUACUAAUUUCCUCCAAACAUUAAUUGAAUAAAUAUAGCAAAUAAACCGAAAUAAUUUGUUCAUAAAGAAACAUA